Myripristis murdjan (pinecone soldierfish) is the source of this 2926-nucleotide messenger RNA. It is a transcript of the gene alkbh5, whose product is annotated as alkB homolog 5, RNA demethylase. The record is from RefSeq and is a predicted model, not a curated record. The transcript is spliced from 4 exons. Gene Ontology annotation, cellular component: nucleus. Gene Ontology annotation, molecular function: oxidative RNA demethylase activity. The coding region runs from base 666 to 1745 and encodes 359 amino acids. Gene Ontology annotation, biological process: mRNA processing; mRNA export from nucleus. NCBI's taxonomy places the organism in Eukaryota, Metazoa, Chordata, Actinopteri, Holocentriformes, Holocentridae.
UUGUCGAGCGCAUGCGCAGACCGCUGGCAGGUUACACGAGUUUAUUUUCAGCCUUAUUGGGGACGGGUCAUGAUAUUGUAAACUGCCUCUCAGUUUGCAUGAAUUUGUGUCUUUCCCGAGGCCUUGAGGUUCAGUGAGGACACGUUUCUUGGUCGCCGAGGUUUGGGAUUCAGCGCUAACAUGUGAAAUGCUGUUGCGUGGUUUAUCCAUUUCUGCAGGCGGCGGUAGACAGACCGAGCCAGGCUAGUUUAGCUAGCUAACUAGCAAAGUAGCCCAGCUAGCUAACGGCAGCGUUAGCCUCGUCCUGGCUGUGUGGUGUCGUAACGUUCAUUACAGUUUUGAUUUGUCGUUUUAAGUGUUCCUACGGUGACGGCCCAGCUGUCCAGCUUGCUUGGAUACACACCGGACUACGUCUUUAAUGCUCAGACGGAGCAGUCGAGCAAGUUAGCCGCUGUUAGCUACGGUUUUGUUUCUGUUCUUUGCUGCCAGCGCAGUGAAUGACUGCUCCUCCAAGCUAACGACACCAACAUCCAUCAUCACCAGAAACUCCUUGUUUACUGAACAGACCGCUGCAAGCCGCCGUGCUGAAAUGCAACGCUGACAUACAUGUCUGUUCGCUAACUUGGCUAGUUUCAUUACGGCCUAGUGUAUUUGUUUUGAAUGACAUGGCAGCCAGCGGAUACUCAGACUUGAGGGAGAAGCUGAAAUCCAUGACUCCACACAGAGACGAAUAUAAGAAUAAAUAUGCGGACGGCACAAAUGGCAGCAGGAAAAGUCGAAAGCGCAAGUUCCGGGAGUCAGAGGAUGACGAGCUUGAUCACAGUGAUGACAACGGGGAGCCCCGGGAGCAAGAGGCCCGCCGGGUCAAGAGUGGCAUCAUGCAGAAGAGCAUAUUCUCGCCUGAGGAGUGUGCCCGCAUUGAGGAGAAGAUUGAUGAGGUGGUUGCAAAGGGAGAGGCUGGACUGUACCGUGAGCACACUGUGGACAGGGCACCCCUCAGGAACAAAUAUUUUUUUGGAGAGGGAUACACUUAUGGAGCCCAGCUGGAGAAACGUGGACCGGGCCAGGAGCGGCUGUACCGCAAAGGAGAGGUCGACGAGAUCCCAGGUUGGGUGCACGAGCUGGUGAUCAAGCGGCUGGUGUCUGAUGGAGUGAUCCCAGAAGGCUUUGUUAACAGUGCAGUGAUCAAUGACUACCAACCAGGAGGCUGCAUCGUGUCACACGUCGACCCACUCCACAUCUUUGCACGGCCCAUUGUGUCGGUGUCGUUCUUCAGUGACAGUGCUCUCUGCUUUGGCUGCCGCUUCCAGUUCAAACCAAUUCGUGUGUCGGAGCCAGUGCUUGUCUUGCCAGUGAGGAGAGGGAGUGUCACAGUGCUCAGUGGCUACGCUGCAGAUGAUAUCACCCACUGCAUCCGACCCCAAGACAUCAAGGAGAGGCGUGCGGUUAUCAUCCUUCGGAAGACCAGACCUGAUGCUCCUCGUCUGGAUUCUGACAGUCCUUUGAGCUCCUCCCCCACAGAGAGACCUGCUCCACUGAAAGCCAAACGCUCCCAUCGUAGAGCAGACCCUGAUGCUGCACACAGACCAAGGGUUCUAGAGAUGGAUAAGGAGGAGAACAGACACCCAUCCCUCUCCCGACACCGUCGUCAUAGCAACAGCUCGGAGAAUUACUGGAGGCGUGGCCAGGAUUAUGACAAACACCGAGAAAGUUCGGGACGGAAAGUCAAAAUGAGACGUCACUAAACACUUGAUGAUGUAUACACACACACACUCACUCACACACAUACACACAUAUACACAUACCAGUUCUUAAUUCAUUACACUUAAAAAUUUAACAUCUCUGAUCAAUCAUCACUUUCUCGCUCCCGUUUUACUCUACCAUGAGGAGCACAAUCAUCAUGUUAUCUGUCUUUUGAUUUGAGUCUGGAUUGGUUUGGUUGGUUGUUUGUUUCUAGUGGACGACAUCAGUGUCUGCUCUACAUUGUUGAUCAGCAUGUUAAUUAUUACAGCUCUCCUUUGUUGUUAAACUGUUCAGUUUUCCAAGUUAAACAUUUCCCUUUUCUGUUUUCAUAGAAAUCAAAAUGGCAUGUAUUUUUUGUAACCAAGAUGUACAGACCUUAAGAACUAAAAGAAAGAUGUAUGUAUGGACUUGUACAAAAAGAAAAACCUGAAACUGUAAUGUAACUUGUUAUAUUGUACAAUAAGUUUGUAUAGACUUUGAUUGGAGGAACUUUUGUGCAGAAAGAAAUAUGUACCUUUUUCACACAUACAGUUCUAAUCCAUACUUGUAUUGUGCCAUCCCAUAUCAUUCUUGUUCACUUAAGCCUCCUUUGUUCAGUUUGAGAUGCAGCAACUGUCAGGUUUGUAAACUGCCCUGAUAUAUUUGAAUUUGAUUCAUCUGUGUGGCACACCCUGUUGGUACAAAGAGACAAUGUGCUGUAUCAAAUAAGCUAAUGUUGUAUGGGGUAUUUAUACAAUUCAGUAAGGCCUUUUUACAGUCCCAUUUCAGUGCAGUUUCUUUUCCUUAGUGAAACAGAAUGGAUUUUUUUUUUUAUCGCUUUCCCAACAGGAAAAUAUUAAAUAUAAUUUUUCAAAAUUGAAAUUGGAUAUGUGGGUCAGUUCAAAAAGUGACUUGAGCAACAGCCUCAAUUCUUCAAUUUUACAGAUUAAUCUUAUCACUUCAUUGUGUAAACAGCCUAAUUUCAUUCUUGCCCCCAAGUCACACAUUGGUCAGACUUGGCCAAUGUCUGAUAAUGAAGUCUGGAAAUACGCAGUAGUAAACAAUAGCUUGAAUAGCAUACUUUGAAGGGGAGACCUCAUCUUAAAAACAGGGAGAGUUUUAUAGCUAUGUAAGCGAGAGUUUUGUCUAGAUAUGUGAACAGAAAAUGCCUUGCAAAAGAUUAAAAACAAACCAGUAGAUGAAA